AUGGCGUCAGGCUCGAAUCUUGGUUCAUCAGCUAGGUUUAACGAUGGUUUGAACUUAGGGAAGUGUCAAAAGCUUGGUCAUAAUUGUGAGAAACAGAAACCCGAGGAUAAGAUAUGGAUCCCAAAAGCCACUAAUGAAGAUGCAAAGGUAGUAGUUACAGGGGAUCAAGAAUUGAAAACAAUUGUUCCAGUAGAGGAGCUUCCUCCUGUAGUGAUGCAGCAAGCUGAAUCUCAGGGCAAGAAAUCUCAUGUGCAGAGAUACAUAAGCAGCAUAAAGAAGGGGGAGAGAAGUGGAUACAUGUUCCAGGCAGUGGAAAAGAUAAAGGUUAUGGGAAAAAGAGAUCAAAUUCACAAAUUACAGACCUUGUGGGCUGGUAUGUUGGCUGCUGGAAAGUUCUCUAUGAAAGGUGUUUAUUCCCAGUUGAGAAGAGAGGAUUCGGUGGUUAAUUGA
Molecule: messenger RNA, 450 nt
Organism: Vicia faba (fava bean)
Lineage: Eukaryota; Viridiplantae; Streptophyta; Magnoliopsida; Fabales; Fabaceae
Source: the annotation of a GenBank genome assembly